Molecule: messenger RNA, 2872 nt
Organism: Mya arenaria
Lineage: Eukaryota; Metazoa; Mollusca; Bivalvia; Myida; Myidae
Product: 5-hydroxytryptamine receptor 2C-like
Exons: 3
Coding region: 669-2207 (512 amino acids)
Biological process (GO): adenylate cyclase-activating adrenergic receptor signaling pathway
Cellular component (GO): membrane
Molecular function (GO): G protein-coupled receptor activity; dopamine neurotransmitter receptor activity, coupled via Gi/Go
Source: RefSeq, a predicted model, not a curated record
UUUGUCAUAAAGGGGAUAGACAUUCUUAAGUAUAAAAGGAGCAAGGAGCUACGAUAAGUCUUUGAGGUAAUACAGGCUUCUGUACGACAACCACUGUGAUCUGGUAUUGGUAAACUGGAAUUUCUUCUACAACGGCAGCUCUGGCAUUUUGGUAUGAGAUAUGACACGUUACUUGAAAGAGGAGAAAAAUCACACAACGACAAAGACACAUCAUGCUUUGAUGGACAUGGAAUCAAAUCAGGAUACUUCUGUCUUUUCCUAGGAAGAACAUGAAUAGAUUUAUCCAUUAUGAAUGACCAGUUAUAUAGGAAUACGUCAAUCCGUCUGACACCCCCUCCUACGGAAAAUGCAGCAGCAAGGAUUUAUUCGUAAUUAAAUGGAUUUACAGAUACAUAAACCCUUUUAAAAUAAACUCUUUCUUUUUAUUAACCAGUGUUUAUAUAUCAGAAAUCAUUAAUAAAAAAAAGCAUAUGAUACAUUAUGACACUAUAAAAGUAUCAAAUAGUGAUGUGUGUAAAAUACAAGUAGUUCGCAAACAACAAAGCCUAAAGCUGUGGAUUAAUUCUACGUGGGAAUGUUGAAAACUGAUUUAGAAAUUCUCUUGGAGGUUAUUCCCGUUAUGUUCGAAAAUAAAUGGAUUUUCAUAAUGUAAUUUACAAAAAUCCUUCAUGAAAGAUCCCAAAAAUCUGUGUCAGGGAAAUGCAUGGUCAACAAUACCCAUGUGGAAUACCUCGGAUUUCAUCGCACAAAACAAUAGCAACUCCUCCGACAGUGACGGUUUGGUCGCUGCUUAUCACUGGGAGGUAUUUACUCUGCUGCCAAUCAUGUUGUUUGGAAUUACGGGAAACAUUCUUGUGUGCAUGGCUGUUUCCAUGGAAAAGCGUCUACAAAGCGUGACCAACUACUUUCUGUUGUCGCUGGCGAUAACAGACCUUCUUGUGUCAGUGAUUGUGAUGCCAUUCAGUAUGGUCCACCAAUUCAUUGGUUACUGGCCUUUCAACUACAUUGUGUGUGAUGUCUACGUGACAAGCGACGUUCUCAUGUGCACAUGCUCCAUACUCCAUCUAUGCAGCAUAUCUCUCGAGCGAUACCUGGCCAUAAGUUCACCGCUUGCCGUCCGAAACAAAUCAAAAAGUGUCGUCAUAAUCAAAAUUGUACUAGUCUGGAUUCUAUCAGCCGCAAUCACAAGUCCUAUAACAAUCCUUGGAAUUUUGGAUCAUAAAAAUAUAUUGAACAAUAAUCAAUGUGCGUUAACAAAUGAAUAUUUUAUUAUAUACGGAUCAACUGGGGCAUUUUUCAUUCCACUCGGUAUUAUGGUGAUAACCUACGGACUGACCAUACGUCUUCUACAUAAACAAUCCCUCAUGUGUGGUCAUGGAAGGGAUGGGGAAGGUCAGCCAAUUAUUCGCCGAUCAAUGAGUCGAAAAGCCAACAAAUUUCGAAAGCGGGUAAAAUUUGAAACUCGAAGAACACAAAGCUGUCCAGACAAGAAUUGCAAGGAAUACAAUGAAUUUCCUAACCGAACACGGAGUGUUAAUUCAUGUCCUCAUGCUUCAUCGACCAAAAAUUCGCCAGAGCAUGAAAUCAUUGAAAUGACUCCUCCACCAUCUCCUAUGUAUUCGAACAGGAACGAAAAAAUUAUGGAAGAAAAUCACAAUGGUGUUCAUUGGCGAAAAUCUAGUAUUACGAGUACAACUUGUAGCUCCUUAAGCCACGAUUCACCUAAGCGUUUAAAAAAUCUUGUUUCUAAACAUCAUUUAGCCUUGAAAGCUGCAAGCAUAUUGCUAAUGAGAAAAGAGGGUCCUUCUAAUAUACCACAAUCACCAAGACAUCAUGAUCAAGAUGAUGUAAAUACUGAACAGCGAGCUUCAAAAGUAUUGGGCGUUGUGUUUGCAAUAUUUAUAAUUUGCUGGGCGCCAUUUUUCAUUGUGAAUAUACUUACAGUAUGGUGCAAAAGCUGUGAAUUUAGCAGUCUGCUUAUUACUCUUUUUGUGUGGCUUGGAUAUGUUUCCAGCACACUCAAUCCAAUCAUAUAUACAAUGUUUAACAAAACGUUCAAAAUGACCUUCAUAAAAUUGCUGAAGUGUCAGUACAAGACAAUACAGAAGUCACUACGAGUUCGUUGGCACAGUCGCAAUGGAUAUAACCCCACAUUUCGCACCCAAAGUUAUUACAUGAAUGACGAAAAAGCGGAAUCCAAUCUGUAGAAGUUAUAUAAACAUUUAUCUGUGUCAGAUAAAAGCUGAAAAUAAACUGAUUACCACAAAAAUAAUUUCUUAUAGAUGUUCAUAAUAGUCAUGGUAUAACACUGGGUUUCUUAUAACAAGCUUCAGGUGUUCUGAACAAUAAAAUUCAAAUUCUCAUACAAAUGAAAUGGCAGAUGGCGAAGAACUGGGUCCAAAGAAUGACUGGUUUAAUCUUCAAAUAAUCAAUAGUUUUAAGCAUCAAGCAUGUAAUACUAUGCAAAUAUUAUAGGAGAAAAUUGUACAAGCUAUUUAAACACACACCAUACAAAGAAUAUGAAAAUUAAUGGUAUUAGAAUUUUGCUUUUACUAUACCAUUAUUUGUGAACAAGCUCUUUAAUUUACUUACACAUGUAUUAUUUUUAAAUCUCGUUUUCACAUUUUUUUUUUUUUUAAAGUUUGUGAUGCCUCUUGCCAGCAUAAUAACUCUAGUCUGACCUCUGAACUAUAUACUAAUGUAUGUGUGUUUGCCAGAUCAACAUGCUGCUAUGAUUCAUUUUGCAUUUGCCUUAAAUUUUUAUUCAUAGUAAAUGUAUUGUACGUGUAUAUAUUCUACUGAUGUAUUAUUUGUCAGUUUUUAUCAGUCAAAAUAUAGAGAAAAUAAACCUCACAAAGUGACAAUCUUCCUG